This is a messenger RNA of Penaeus monodon (black tiger shrimp), 6481 nucleotides long. RefSeq names its product phosphatidate phosphatase LPIN3-like (gene Lpin). NCBI's taxonomy places the organism in Eukaryota, Metazoa, Arthropoda, Malacostraca, Decapoda, Penaeidae. Gene Ontology annotation, biological process: cellular response to insulin stimulus; triglyceride biosynthetic process; positive regulation of transcription by RNA polymerase II. Gene Ontology annotation, cellular component: nucleus. The record is from RefSeq and is a predicted model, not a curated record. Gene Ontology annotation, molecular function: transcription coactivator activity; phosphatidate phosphatase activity.
CUAAUUCCAUGUGCCAUGUUGCGUGCAGGUGCCAUCGAUGUGGUUGUGGUGCGGCAAGAAGAUGGCUCCUACCUCAGUUCUCCUUUUCACGUCCGCUUCGGCAAGAUGGGCGUUCUGCGGAGCCGAGAAAAAGUGGUUGAUAUUGAAAUCAAUGGAGAGCCCGUGGACAUACAUAUGAAGCUCGGGGAGUCGGGAGAAGCCUUCUUCGUCCAAGAAUUAGAGGACAGCGAGGAAAUUAGUCCCCUCCUUGGCACCUCGCCUCUUCCACCAUCAUUCCUUCAGGAGAAACUUGAUCUUGCGAGAGCAGAGGAUGAGGAAUCGAGACCUAGGGAUUCUGGUGUUGACGAGUCCAUUUCCUCAUCUGUUGGCCAAUCGACAGUGGCAGGUGAUGAAGUGGUCACAGCCUCGCCAGAGACGGAAACAGCAGGAGAUCAAGAGUCCACUGUAUCCCACUUGACUGACAUAGGAGAUGGGGUCAAAAUCGUCAGUGUGAAAUUGUCAGAGGACCCCAAGAGCGAGAUUGGCAUUGUUAGAAUUAUCCGUAAAACGGAUGCCAAAGUAGAGAGAAGAGACCAUGGGACUCAAACUAUAAACAAUAAUAACUUAACAACUAGUAACAAGAAGGUAGAAGUCAACAACCAAGGGAAGGGACCCAACUCAAAGUCGCAAGUUGGCGAUGGUGCUGUUCAGAAACGCAAUAGUUUAAUUAUUGAUGGCCAGGGAAGCAAGACGGAUGGAGAAGAAACCGUUAGAUUGAACAAGAGCAUCCGACGCAAGCGCAAGAAGCGUUGCAAUGGAAAGAAGAGCCGACCCAAGAGCACUGGGAGCCAGUCAAGUGACACAUCGACAACAAGCGAGGUUGCAGACAUCAAUGCUGUUCUACCCAGUGGUGGUUCACCAGGGAAUCAAGAUGGAAUUUUUGUAAUGGAUGAUAUUGAGAAUAAUGAGAAGCAUUUAUUUCAAUUUUCUGUCAGUCUGGUCCAAGCACGUCUACUCCCACCUCCCACAUGGCGCAGUCGUCUUCGAUGCCGCUGCUGCGCGAGAAGUCCCGGGAGGAAGUGGUCGACGAGUGGAGUGGCUCCAUGUCCCGAUCCAUGGGGCCAGACUUCCAUCCGUUCAGUGAUACCGGACCUUAGCCCUCCACCAAGCCCAUCGAGUUCAAGACCCCCAACGCCUAUCAAGUCCGACACGGAGUAUGAGGUCGAGAGACAGCGGACGGACUUCAUCGACGGAUCUUCGCAGACAGAUGAGAACAAGUGGUCUUGGACCUGGGGAGAACUUCCCACACCACCUCCGAAGACUCCAACGCGCACUUCGUCCUCAGCUGCGGAUUCCUCAGAGAUGAAGAGCGAAAGCGAGAUGAAGAAAACAUCAAAAGGAGAGGAUGAUGAGCGGUCAGUGUUGGGCAGUAUGUUUAGCUUCAUGCGGGCUACCAAGAAAGCUCGUCACAAUCCAGAGAGUGAGGGCAUCUACCUUGAUGACCUGAAUCUGGAGGAACUAGACCCAGAAGUGGCAGCACUGUAUUUCCCCCGUAACUUCAAGGUUCCAGAAAAGCCAGGCUACAACAGCUUCUCCUCUGCAAGCGCUGCGAAGGAUGACGAUGUUGAGUCGGGUAAUGGUCCUUCCUUGCCUCAGUCUCCGCACAGUGUCGAGGGGGCGAUUGGGGGACCAAAACUGUGCAGCGAUUCAGACUUUGAAGAUUACAGGCACCCCAUCUUUGAUUACAAGGGUUACCAUGAUAUUGCCUUCUCACUGUGCGGCCGCCUCCAUGAAUAUGAGGGAGAUUUCCCGGAGAGCCUUUUUAUGCAAAGUCUAGUCACUUACGAUGAUUUUUGUGAAAAUCCACAAAUUCUCGAAAACCCUGACCUCGUUGUUAGGUUUGGGGGCAAGUACCUGAAUUGGCGCACUGUUUCACCGCAGAUUCUCUCUCUCGUGUUGUUCCAGCGACCUGUGCCUCAGAAACUCUCAGAAGCUCUCUAUAAGGAACACAUGACCAAGAAGGAGAUCAGAAAGAGGUCUGAGUCGAAGGGAUACUCUUGGUUCUCUUGGAGGCGCACCAAUCCAGAGGAUGCUGAUGCUCCUCAAAACAAAAGUGAAGAAAUUGCCGUGAAGAAGGAAGUUUCUGGUUCUUUAGAGAGCAGUGAAAAAUCAGUGACAGAGGAGAUCCUAAAUCCCAGUGAUCCAAACCUUGUUGAGGUUACAGCUGCUGAGACUCAGACCACCCCACCAGGUACCCCAAAGAAGAAGGGACUUCAUGGUCACACCCCAGGGACAGAUUCCUCCGAGUCCGAGGAUCUGGAAGAUAGGAAGGACCGCAGGCCCUCUGGAGAUCGCUACAAGAAGAGUUUGAGACUGACAUCAGAACAAAUUGAAAAGCUGAACUUGAGAGAAGGAAGCAAUGAAGCCUUAUUCUCAGUUACAACAGCCUAUCAGGGAACAACACGAUGCAAGUGCCACAUUUUCCUAUGGAAUCAUGAUGAUAAGAUUGUUGUAUCAGAUAUUGAUGGCACUAUAACAAAAUCUGAUGUGCUAGGGCAUCUGCUGCCCAUCUUGGGCAAGGACUGGGCCCAGAGUGGGGUAGCUCAACUCUUUACCAAAAUCAAGAACAAUGGCUACCAUUUCUUGUACCUGUCUGCAAGAGCUAUUGGACAGGCACGUAUCACUCGGGACUAUCUCCGCUCUAUCAAACAAGGGGACUUGUCAUUACCUGAUGGGCCUCUAUUACUAAAUCCUACAUCCCUAGUGCAAGCUUUCCACCGUGAAGUCAUUGAAAAGAAGCCGGAGGAAUUCAAGAUCUCUUGUUUAAGGGAUAUACAGGCAUUGUAUCCCCCUGGUAGAAAUCCUUUCUACUCUGGAUAUGGAAAUAAGAUCAAUGAUGUGUGGGCCUAUCGUGCUGUAGGAAUUCCCAUUUCCCGAAUAUUUACCAUCAACCACAGAGGCGAGCUAAAGCAUGAAUUAACUCAGACAUUCCAAUCCUCGUACUCAAACCUCAGUGACAUAUCGAACCACAUGUUCCCUCCUGUUGCUCAUCAGGAGACACUGGGCGAAUACUCUUCCUUGCAAUACUGGCGGGCACCCUUGCCUGACGUGUCCACUGAAAUAGAAGCAGUCCUUUCAGAGGAGAGAGGGAAAUAGUGAUCAUGUUGGAACCUUAAACUUUUCAGUGGUGGAAUGAAAAUGUUGCGUCUGCAAUGUACGAGUGAGUAGUGGAGGGACCAGCCUCAGACAUUCCAAGAAGAACAAAGAUUCUAAUUGUGCUUUACAUCAAGGAAAGGAAUUGCUGAUUUACAUUUGAAGUAUAAUUGUAAUGGAGCCUGUUGAAGUUUUCUCUGAGGUUACAGGUUUCAGUUCAAGAAGGAUUGCAGUGUUUGAAUACUGUUAACAUGUACAUUACAUGUGGGCUGCUUACCUCAGGGAUGGAUAUUAAUUUAUUGUGGUUGCUGAAUAAGCCGAUUGAUUUCCACAAAUAUGAUGGUAUGUUCUUUUUUUUAUAAGGCUGAUAAACAAGGUUAAGACAAACCUGUGAUUAACUGGGAGUUCGUUUAGGAAACAGGCAAAAAGACAGGACAUUGUACAUCAGUAAGAUUUUUUUUUAGCAUCGUCAGACUGAUAACCUACCAACACUUUUGAUAAGAUUAAAGUGAAUUCAAUGGGUGAAUACUGUGGAUGGAGGGUUUCAUUUCGUUUGUGAGAAAUAUUACAUGAAAAAGGAUAACUUGAAAUUAAUAGGUGUGUUAAAGUACAUGAAAACAAAAUUUGUCAUUCCUAGCAUUUAUAUUGGUGUAAGUGAUUAGUUAUUUAUCAUUCUCUUUGUCACUUCAAUUUUUCUAUUGGGUACUAUAGAUAAAAAAUGAAGAUUAAAAUUGCAGGUGUCAGAUUUUGGAAAUUAUGUAGAGAAACCAGUGAUUGUAAAAUUAUGCAACUGAAGAAUAAUAUCUACAUGUGACUGGACUUAGAAUGAUAUUCUUUCUUUAUAAUAAGUGAUAUCUGGUGUUGUAGGUUUAAGUUCAGAAAUUUGCAUAUCAGUUUAGUUUUAUGUGUUAUUCAGGGAAAUUAAGUAUAUAUUUAUUUUUUUGUACAGUUCUAUGUUUUGUCUGGUCUAUAUUCAUUCAUUUCCAUCUCAUUCUUGCAUUAUCAGAAUCUGAAGCCAUUUAUUUGAUUUGAAUUUCCAUAUUUAUUACAUGUGCAGCUUUUGUAUUGUCUAGUUACUAUCAAGCUGCUUUUCAUCAACACCAUAUAAUACUGUAUGUAUUUAUAUUCCUUUACAGUGUAGGGAUUAAAUAAUGUAAUUUGAAGCAUCUCAUUUGAAAGUUAACAGGCUACAUCAGCUGUGAUUCUCAAGUAGUCAGAGGAUGUUCUAUAAGCUUGGGGAGUUGUUGCACAUAUGUGAUAAAAAAAACAGUUAGUGCUGUCAACUGUGAUCUGUUGAAGACAUCCACCAAGGUGCUGUAUAUAACAUGAAGUGUUGAUUAUUUCAAAUUCUCAAUUGGUUUGCAGAUGUUCCAGAAUCAGAGUAAACAGUGUUGUGUACAAGUGUGUGAGUUUACACAGGCAUGUGGGGAUCUGUCAGAAGUUGUAUAUGUUGAUGUGCAGUACUGUGACCUUGCAUCCAUUUGUUGCUUUGAUUCUGUUAUGUAAAACCCUUGUUUCAGGAAUGGAGAUUUCAUUUUCAUGUGAAAGAUGAAUCUGAACUGUUUCAUAGAUAUUUCUUAAGAACAAUUCACUCUGUUUUGAAAUUCGUUCAUGGUCAGGAGAGAUGAUCAGAAGGCACAAUUGUUGUAGGGUGGUAAUAUAUUGGAAAAUCCAUUUUGGUUCAAAGAGAAAAGAAACAUUUAUUCUGAACCAUUGGAAGCCAGUGCAAAAUUUCAAAAGAACAUUAAUUUGUAGUCACAAAAAAUUAUCACUCUGGUUUAAAAAAAGCAGGAAAGAAGACAAAAAAGAUUAUACAGCAGAGUAGAUAUUUAAUUACCAAAUUACCAGUGGUUUCUAAAGAGUGAAAAUUAUCAUUGAAUGAAAGAAAUGUGUUGUUGGUAUCAGAAUGAGUAACAUAUGUAGCAUGAAUGGAAAACCUCUCUAAUAGCUUGUGAUUUACUUAAUGGUAUGUGAUACAUCAUAGUGUAGAUUGAGAAUUUAUACACAAUUACCCUUGCCUUCAUUUCAUUGGCUUCUUUACACAUGGAGAUUUGUGAAAAUGUCUUAACUUUUAAAUCACUUUGUUUUAUAGUCCAGUGUACUGGAAUAUGAUAAAAGGAUACAGUAUGUGUGCUCUCAUUUAUUCUGAAUAUAACAGUGUCAUAUUUAGUUACUUUUCAAUGAGGAUUUUUUUUUUUUUUGCAUAUGUUGUGUGCAUCUUUUGUACAAAUCUUUUUGCUUGUAUCAGGCAAAUAUAGGGUUAAGUUUUAUGAUAGUAUCAGAUUGAUUUUUGCAAAUAUAGCUUUUAAGAAUUGUUUUCAGUGAAGUGUAAAUCAAGUUUUGUGUCUUUUUACGAGAUGAUCAAGGGCCACUGAGAUGUCAGCAAGUGGAGUAGGUAGAACAAUGUAGGUCCUAAAACUGAGUUCAAUUUGACAUGUAAUCUGUUACCACUGUAUCUGUUACAAGUUUUCUCUUUGUAUUUAAAUGGCAUUUAUAUUCAUAGUCUAAAAGAUACAGAACAAAAGAACAGGAACAAUUUGCAAUAACAUUUGGGGCAUACUGGAUCGUAUUUUCAUUUUCAUCCCUCACGACCUUGGGAAGGAAGCUAAUACUCACAUGGAAGUAAUGUAAAUUCCUCUAAUUUUGCAUUGACAUGUGUACUUUAGUUGAAUAUUUAAGUAUUAUAUUAUUUAUAUGUAUAGAGGGUUUUCCCAAAUCAGUGUUCACCAAUUCCUCAUUCACGUGACCAAAAUGUUAGCAGUAUUAUGCUUUAGAUGUGCUUUUUCAGUACUGGCUUCAUAAUUAGAAGUGGUGCAAGUCAAUAUUGGCUAGAUAAGUUUUUUUUUUAAUGAAAAUAACUUCACCUAGUUGGAAAAUUUCUGUAUGGAGGAUCUCUAUCCAUUUGGAAUCUAGAGUAUAUGUUGCUUGGAAAAUUUACAUGUCCCAUAAGAAAUUGAGCCAGAUGUAUAGCAUUUAAAAAUGGAAUGAAACAUCUAUUUUGUUUUUAUUGGUCAUUAGUCAUAGUAAAGCAAAAUAUGGAUUUUCUUGUAGCACAUCUUAUUAGAUGAAAAAUAAUAAUUAAGAUAGGCCAAGUUGUAAAGUGGUGAGCUGUAAGUUGACACCUUUUUAUUGUCAUUGGCUCAAUUCACUGCAUUUUUUGCUAGGCGUUUAGCACUGCUCCAGUUCUGCAUUUCCAUAAAAUUCUUUAGAGAUCACAUAUUCCUACUACACUGAAUGUGUUCCUCUAGUUACAUUGCUGACAGUUUGACCGAAGAAGGUCUACGUCUUACAUGCUUAUUUUAUUUGCUGUCUUGUGAUAUGCUCAUGUCAAUAAAUUAUAAACAUUAAU